Messenger RNA from Bubalus bubalis (water buffalo), 1524 nucleotides. It is a transcript of the gene EIF2S1, whose product is annotated as eukaryotic translation initiation factor 2 subunit alpha. Bases 159 to 1106 code for a protein of 315 amino acids. Lineage: Eukaryota; Metazoa; Chordata; Mammalia; Artiodactyla; Bovidae. Gene Ontology annotation, molecular function: translation initiation factor activity; ribosome binding; RNA binding. The record is from RefSeq and is a predicted model, not a curated record. The transcript is spliced from 8 exons. Gene Ontology annotation, cellular component: eukaryotic translation initiation factor 2B complex; eukaryotic 48S preinitiation complex; eukaryotic translation initiation factor 2 complex.
UGGCGCUUGCGUGCUACGAGCUGGUUCCGCAUGCGCAGUGUAGUCAAGCGAAGCGCACGCUGAGAGUCGGCGGUUGCUGAGGGCUGAUCGAGCCCGAUCUCUCUGACUGAAGAGCGUGGCCUGGGACCUUGGUGUGGGAUUCACACACAUACCUCAGAAUGCCGGGUCUAAGUUGUAGAUUUUAUCAACACAAAUUUCCUGAGGUGGAAGAUGUAGUGAUGGUGAAUGUAAGGUCCAUUGCUGAAAUGGGCGCUUAUGUCAGCUUGCUGGAGUACAACAACAUCGAAGGCAUGAUUCUUCUGAGUGAGUUGUCAAGAAGGCGUAUCCGUUCUAUAAACAAACUCAUCCGAAUUGGCAGGAAUGAAUGUGUGGUGGUUAUUAGAGUGGACAAAGAAAAAGGAUAUAUUGAUUUGUCAAAAAGAAGAGUUUCACCAGAGGAAGCAAUCAAAUGUGAAGAUAAAUUUACCAAAUCCAAAACUGUUUACAGCAUUCUUCGUCAUGUUGCUGAAGUCUUAGAAUACACCAAGGAUGAGCAGCUGGAAAGCCUAUUCCAGAGGACUGCCUGGGUCUUCGAUGACAAGUACAAGAGACCCGGAUAUGGUGCCUAUGAUGCAUUUAAGCACGCAGUCUCAGACCCAUCUAUUUUGGAUAGCUUAGAUUUGAAUGAAGAUGAACGGGAAGUACUCAUUAACAAUAUUAAUAGGCGUUUGACCCCACAGGCUGUCAAAAUUCGAGCAGAUAUUGAAGUGGCUUGUUAUGGUUAUGAAGGCAUCGAUGCCGUAAAAGAAGCUCUGAGAGCGGGUUUGAAUUGUUCUACAGAAACCAUGCCCAUCAAAAUUAAUCUAAUAGCUCCUCCUCGGUAUGUAAUGACUACAACCACCCUGGAGAGAACAGAAGGCCUCUCUGUCCUCAAUCAAGCUAUGGCUGUUAUAAAAGAAAAAAUUGAAGAAAAGAGGGGCGUCUUCAAUGUUCAAAUGGAGCCCAAAGUGGUCACAGAUACAGAUGAGACCGAACUUGCAAGGCAGCUGGAGAGGCUUGAGAGAGAAAAUGCAGAAGUGGAUGGAGAUGAUGAUGCAGAAGAAAUGGAAGCCAAAGCUGAAGAUUAACUUUGUGGGAAACAGAGUCCAGUUUAAGGAACACAAAGCAGCCUUCGUGGCUGUAAACCCUAGACUUAAAAGUUUUCCAGUAUUGAAAACUUCAAAGCUGAAUAUUUUUUAUUUUAAGUAUUUAAAUGUUCCAACAGACCAAAACAUGAAAUGCCCUCCUAAAUGUUAGCUGUUUUCACACAGUAGCUCCAACACCUUGAGCAUUUUUUAAGGGAGUGGCCUGAUUUCACUAGAGACAGAUCUUCAAGACGAGACAUAAAUUGGGCUUAUGAUUUCCAUUUCUGAUAUCUCCAGAUUGGCACCCUUUUGUAGAUGAGUGCCUCCAUGAGAUUUACCAGAGGCACUCAAAGCGAAUAGUUCCAACCUUUCUAUAUAAAAUGUAUCAAGCAAACAUUAAAUAAAUUUCUGGGAUAUUUAA